This is a messenger RNA of Bombus pascuorum, 2863 nucleotides long. RefSeq names its product hexokinase type 2-like. Gene Ontology annotation, cellular component: mitochondrion; cytosol. Gene Ontology annotation, molecular function: D-glucose binding; fructokinase activity; ATP binding. The record is from RefSeq and is a predicted model, not a curated record. Gene Ontology annotation, biological process: intracellular glucose homeostasis; glucose 6-phosphate metabolic process; glycolytic process. The coding region runs from base 505 to 1917 and encodes 470 amino acids. NCBI's taxonomy places the organism in Eukaryota, Metazoa, Arthropoda, Insecta, Hymenoptera, Apidae. The transcript is spliced from 10 exons.
UAGAAUUAUCAUUAUAUCCGGUAUUAAUUAAUUUAAGCAAUGUAAUCGAACGGUGUAGAAUUAAUUGUUAUUUGCGUCAUAGUUAAUAGCGAACUAGUUCAAAGGAAAUGCUAAACGUAACGUCUGAUUGCUGUUUCUUGAGAACGCGAUGUUAUAAUUCACGUGACUCGAUUACGGUGUUAUCAAAUGCUAUAAAACAUCAUGGACUUUCAACUUUUCGUUUAACAGCAAUUCUCUCGUGUUAUCAUCUAGCCGAAAGUCAAGGAAAAGAGUGGAAGUAGGGAAAAUAAAUAAGCGUAAUAGUAAACGCAGUGAUCUCUUUAACUCGACAUCAGAAAGUCUCUCGUGCUCGUGAAGAACCACGCGCCAACUCGUUUCGUCGCACACCUACCUUGUCAGCUGUCACAGGAAAUUCAUUCACGUUGUAGCAUCGCUUCUCUCAUUCAAGAAGCUUCUAUCUAAAGAUAACGUUUGUGACAAUCAGAUAAAUAAAAACUUCCAAACAUGGUCGUCCCUACGGAACAUGCUCUUAACGAGGCGAUACAAGUAGCGCCGUUGGUACUUUCGGACGAUGUAAAGAGACAUAAAAUCGAAACAAGACUGGCACGGCUACGGUUUUCAGCCGCCACUGUAAGGAAGAUCCAGGAUGUUUUUGUGUCGGAAAUGAAUAAAGGAAUUCACCAGCAGCCGUCGUCACUGCAGAUGGAGAAUACCUAUGUCCCGGAACUUCUCGAUGGCACAGAGGAGGGCUUGUAUUUGGCGCUGGACCUUGGAGGCACGAAUUUCCGAGUGCUUCUUUUAGAAUUGCUUCAUGGUACACCUAUACGCGAAGAAGUGAAGAAAUAUCACAUUAGCUCUGAUUUGAGAGUAGGCUCGGGGAUUCGUCUGUUUGAUUACCUAGCAGAAUGCGUCAGUGAUUUCGUCAUUUCACAGGGUCUUCAGGAUGUAGAGCUUCCUCUUGGAUUUACGUUCUCUUUCCCAAUAAUUCAACAUUCGUUGGAUAUUGGAGUACUGGUGACUUGGACUAAAACCUUCAAUUGUCCCGACGUUGUUAACGAAGAUGCCGUGAAAUUGCUUCACGAAGCUUUGGAUCGUCGAGGAGAUACUAAAGUAAAAGUGGUGGCGAUUCUGAACGACACUACAGGAACAUUGGUGCAAGGAUCGACGUUAGAUCAUAAUACUGCAAUUGGACUUAUACUAGGAACCGGUAGCAAUGCCUGUUAUCUUGAACGAGCUGACAGAGUCGAACAUUGGGAAACUGAGAGACACGGAGAACGCGAAGUUAUUAUCGACAUUGAAUGGGGUGCAUUUGGAGAUAAUGGUGUCCUGGACUUCAUUAAAACAGAUUACGAUCGUGAAAAUGAUGCGAAUUCGCUUAUUGUAAAUUCAUUUACAUUCGAGAAGUAUAUUAGUGGAAAAUACUUAGGCGAGAUUGUGCGGGUAGUGCUCGCAAAAUUAACCAAAGAAGGCCUUCUAUUUAUAGGGGAUCACACGCCCGGAUCCCUUUUAGUCCCGGGCAAUCUCACAAGCGAUUUGGUAUCUGAUAUCGAACAAGACUCUGUGGACGGCGGUGAUAGCAGUACGAGGGAAAUUUUAAUGAAGUUUGGUAUCAUUCCGGACGAAGAGGACGUGAAAAUAGUACAAUACGUUUGCGAAGUGGUAUCUAAUCGUGCAGCUCUUCUCGUUUCGAUAUGCUUAGCAGUCUUGUUAAAACGAAUCGAUAAGAAGUGCGUCACAAUUGCUGUAGAUGGAUCUCUUUACAAACAUCAUCCUAGACUAGAGACAUGGAUAAAACGAUACAUUCCACUGUUAGCUCCUGAUCAUAAAUUCAAGAUGAUCCAUGCCGAGGACGGAAGCGGAAAAGGUGCUGCGUUGAUUGCUGCAAUCGCACAAAGACUUCAGAAAAGAUUAGAUUAGUACUAGCUAAAAGUUUUAAGUACGCUGGCAUAUAAGUUUCUUGUUAGUGGCGUAAGUAAUUUGCAUCGGAUCUCUAGUUAAACAAAUUGUUCAGAGUAUAGAAUAAUUUUAACAAUCAUGUACAGUCACAUUCCCUAUGUUAAUAAUCAUCAUUCACAUUUCUGAUCUUCCACGUUCAAAGGUUUUAUAUAUAUUUUUGUUUAUACCUUUGAAGCGAUAGUAUAUACAAAUUAUUGUACUGUUGUAAUAGAAAGCAUUCUGUUGUUACUUAUUUUGUAUCACAGAGUGAUAUUCGGAGGAAAAAGUUAGAUUUAUGCAUUGUAUAUUUUUACCAGAAAAAGAUUUAAAAAGCACGUUACUCAUAAAAGGAAUGUAACGCCGUUUUAUCACGCGUCAUCGAAUGUUUGUGUACUUCGCUUAGAAUUUACAUUUUACAGCGUUUUUGGGAACUACGUAUCUUCCUGAAUACUUAUGUUUAAAUACUUUAUUUUUCUUAUAUUGUUCAAAAUAUUCGUGAUGUUAUUUGUUAUUUGUUGUUAAUUGGGUUUCGUUUUAUUAUCGUUACGUAAGGUUAGUUCGAUCUUACUUGUUAAAGAUUUUUCUCGCAAUUUAAAAAAUGAAAAUAUGUGGUAUGUGUGAGGUGUAAUUGUGUAUCGUGAAGAAAAUGGUACACUCACGAUUGAUAUUGCGAAUAUUUCUUGAGUAUUGUGAGCAGUUUGUACUCCCAUCUUAAGAAUAUGAGACAAUUGUGAUAUGAACCACUGAACAAAGGUAUUGGAACAAAGUGAUAGGAGAGUUAAGUACAAAGUAAGAAAAAAAUCGCGUAAACAUUCUAGAACACAAAUGUUUGUAUAAAAUGUUAUAUCUUGUAAAUGAUUGCGGGGACGUCCGGUUUUUUGUACUAGCGGAACGAGAUUGUUAUAAUAAAUCUACAAAUGAAAAUCGA